AACCCAGUAAAUUUAGAGAAACAUUCACCAGAUUGAAAAAUGGCAGGUUCUCAAGCUUUGCUGAUUACGGUUUUGGUGAUCGGAAUAGCAUUCCACUCCACCCUUCUGGUUGAUGCAACUAUCGCCAAAAGCAUGUAUUUCAAUUGGGGUGCUCACCAUUCUUCAAUUCUAGGCAAUGGUGAUGACCUCCGACUUGUUUUGGACCAAACUUCAGGAUCAGGCAUCCAAUCAAAGAGAGCAUUCCUGUUCGGAAGCAUUGAAAUGCUAAUCAAGUUGGUCCCAGGGAACUCGGCUGGAACCGUGACAGCAUAUUAUUUGUCUUCUACGGGUGCUAAACAUGAUGAAAUCGACUUUGAGUUCUUGGGGAACUCAACAGGAGAACCAUACACAAUCCACACAAACAUCUACACUCAAGGUCAAGGCAACAAAGAGCAACAGUUCAAAUUAUGGUUUGACCCAACUUCCGAUUAUCACAACUACACCAUUCAUUGGAAUCCUACACAAGUAGUAUGGUAUGUUGAUAGUGUGCCUAUUCGGGUGUUCAGAAACUAUGAGAGUCAAGGGGUUGCAUACCCAAAUCAACAGGGGAUGAGAGUUUACUCCAGUUUAUGGAAUGCUGAUAAUUGGGCGACUAGAGGUGGACUGGUCAAGAUUGACUGGACUUCUGCACCUUUUGUGGCUAAUUAUCGGAGGUUUAGGGCAAGAGCUUGUAAGUGGAAUGGACCUGUUAGUAUUAGUCUGUGUGCUAUUCCCACCCCAGGAAACUGGUGGAUGUCUCCUGUAUACAAGCAAUUGAGCAAUGAUCAACAGGGUCGACUCAAAUGGGUGAGAGACAACUACAUGGUCUAUAACUAUUGCACUGAUUUUAAGCGGUUUAAAGGCCAGAUCCCCACUGAAUGCUCUAAGCCACAAUUCUAACUAGAGGAAGAUUAAUUUCAAGUCUAUUAUUUCAAUAUUUUGAGAUUCUUUCAUUGCGUUAUGGUCAACUUUUUUCUUUUGUAUUCCUCAUAUGUUUGUUUCCAAAAACUGUACUUAUCAUAUUGAUGAAACUAUUAUUUAUUGUAUUUUUUUUAUUAGUGUUUAAGA
This is a messenger RNA of Lactuca saligna, 1086 nucleotides long. Lineage: Eukaryota; Viridiplantae; Streptophyta; Magnoliopsida; Asterales; Asteraceae. The record is from the annotation of a GenBank genome assembly.